Molecule: messenger RNA, 2744 nt
Organism: Hypanus sabinus (Atlantic stingray)
Lineage: Eukaryota; Metazoa; Chordata; Chondrichthyes; Myliobatiformes; Dasyatidae
Product: capping protein, Arp2/3 and myosin-I linker protein 3-like
Exons: 18
Coding region: 1-2190 (729 amino acids)
Source: RefSeq, a predicted model, not a curated record
AUGGAGCGACUGUGUGUGAAGGUGAAUGCGGAUCUCUGGGUGCUGAGGAACUGCCCGCUGGAUUCCGUACAGCAGGAUUCCCGACACGCCAGGGAGAUUCUGAAGGAUGCCCAGAACUCCGGAGUGCUGUUCCCCAGCCUCUACGACUUGGCCCAGCGGACGUCCUGCCACCAACACUUGUCUCUGAAGCUGGAGGCAGCCUCAGCCGAGGUGACCCAGGGCCUGGAGAGUGAGCUGCAGGUGUUGCUGGACUCAAUGGUGACCCUGGCCCGUGAUCUCUGCCCUCUAGCAGCCCGCCGGGCAGAGACCAAUCAGAAGCUGCGGGUCGUGUGGGCAGGACUUCCUGCGCCGGGCGGCUUCGUCCGAGCAGCUGUGCUGGAGCAGGGCGGGGCGGCCAUUCACAGGAAGGUCAGCGAGCUGACCCUGCUCCUGGUCACCUCUCUGACCAACGCUCUGCUGGACGAGAUCCUACACGAACUCUACCAAUGCCACAAGACCCUGGUCCAACACAUCGCUCAAGUACAGACCCUGAGGGAGAAGCAAUCACCAACCAUUGGCGUCAGUGACCUGGAGCCCGACCCGCUGACCGAGGACGAGACUCUCUCUGCUCGGGUCUCCUCCUCCACCACCAGCAGCCUGCGCUCCCACUCGCUGGAGGGGCUGGGGGAUCCUCCCGAGGGGGCAAAAGGCGAUGCCAGCUCCCAGGGGAGGGCAGCAGCACAUCAGCCCCUCAACAGCCCUGUCCAGCCUGUCCCGCCCAGCGAGCGACUGGGACAGAACGGAGCGAUUCCCAGACUGGACGAUGGCCCACAGGAUUUUGGUGGUCUGGAGGCCCAGACCUCCACAGCCCCCACCGCCACCAUCCCCAGGAAGAGGAAGGGCCGGCGGAGGGGGCUUUUCCGCUUCAUGAGGACCCGCAGAGGCCGAGAGGAGGAGGAGGAGGAGGAGGAUGAGGCCAAGGAGCGGCCCAGCUCCCGAGGGAGCGAGGAGAGGGGCACCAGGCCGGCGGAGGAGCUGAAGGAGGAGGCGGAGGAGGGCGAAGGGAAGGAGGCAGGCCCCACCCCAGAGGCCCUCAUUCAGGGCCGCCCCAUCCAGGGGAUCCUGCUCCCCGGCCUGGCAGGAGGGAGGGGUAUUUGCAGGGAUCUCCUCGACCAGACCCGGCCCCCAUGCCAACCCCAGAAAAGCAGCAGCUCUUCGAACGGCUCGGAGGAAGUGGGACCUCAAGGGUCGAGGCAGCUCCGGGGGACGAGGUCACGGAGAAACGAGGAGCCGGGAAUGGGAGGCAGAGUGCACACGCAGGACAGGAGGCUGAUCACAGGAAUUGGACGUGAAACCAGGUAUCAGCUCCCAGAUCCCCCCCCGCCACCACCACAGGAGGCAAAGCCCAACCGGGUCGUUCGGAAGGACAGGCACAGGCAGCCAGGCAGAGGAGACCGGGGAGGACUGGACGAGCAGCUGCAGGACUCGGGCUUAAGGAAGGACAGAGCCCGAGAGUGGGAGAGGGACCCAGAGACGGCCGGAGCUCAGGACACGGACACAGAGAGCCCCCCGAUCGAGGCGGAGGGACUGUGUGCAGCAGAGACCCGACCGUUAGCUAAAGAGUGGUCCGAGAAGCCCCUGGUCGGGUCACAGCACAGGGUGUUAUCCCCUACAGAGGCUGAGGGGCUUGAUGCCAUACCCUUGAUGAUUCCUCACAAGGCACAGGAGGCAAAGGAUCAGGGACGGGAGAGGUCGCCCCCUCCAGUGACCAGUGGUGUUGCCACCGAGCAAGAAGAGCGGGGUCAGAGGGAACAUCCGCCAGAGCGAGCGGAGAGCCGGAAGACCCCACUGAAACCUCAGCGAUCCAAGCGCCUGCAGAGUGACGGAGUGAGCAGCUCCGGGACCGGGCAGGAGUCUCCCAGCCCCCUCGAGAGAGCAGCACCCACCGAGCUCGGCCAGCCACGAGGUGACGUGUAUCCCCCACGGCCGGUCCCCUUCAAGCGGUCAGUUCUCACCCGUCAUCGAUCCGAGCUGCAGGGCACCUCUCCCUCCCUCGACAGGCAAAGUCCGACGGACAACAGGACAGAUAGCGUGCUUCGGCCACAGAAGCCCCCCAUCCGGAGAAAGCCGCUGCUUCCCACCCGGACCCUCCCUGUGGACACAAGUGCUCCUCCUGAGCCCGCGGAGCAGGUACCGGGAGUGGAGCAGUAGGAAGAGACAAGCAGGGAACCCAGAGUGCCUCGGAUGGACCUGGUUCCAGGGACGAGACAGCUCACCGUCGCUGUGUCAAUGGGCACCGUUGGCCAGACGGCGUCUGAAGAGGAGGGGACAGGGCAAAGGAGUUCAACCCUCCAAGAUCCACCUCCCAGUCCAAUCCCACCAUCAGCACUGUGCCGGAAAGUCAUCACCCCUCGCAAACAAUGCCGCCUGGUUCCACUCAGCCCUCCCAACUUCCCAGUUCCAUCCCACAGCUUUCACUCAGUCCUCCAAAUCUGCAAUAUCUAUCCCACCAUUCUUUGGGUGUCUGGCUGGGCGUGAUUGGCUGUGCUCUCUGUAUGUAAAUAUAUGUAAAUCAGAUGUAAAUGAAAUAAGCGUGGACUGCGGCCACUCAGCCCGUCCGCUCUCUGGUGGUUUUGUAUAUUUGCAGUAAACGUGCGCGGGCAGCGACAGUUCGGGCCUUCGGCCGCUAAAGGCAACACCGGCGAAAAUAAAACUGUUUGCAGAGCAAGAGGGUCCGGAUUCUUAUUAACAACCCUCACCCUCCU